CUCUCUUUCUGGAUGCGCGUGGAAUAGGCAAAAUUGCGAACCUGUCAAGACAUAACACAGAAUCGUUCCGACAGCCUUUAAUAAUCACAAGCUGUACGUUAGACCUUAAGUAUCAUUCACUUCUUUUCUUUGCACAGAGCCGCAUUUUCUGUUUUGGAUACUGGAAGCCUCAAGACAAGGUCCUGCGUAUCUGACAUCCAACCAACUCUUACUGCGCCUGGUUAUUUCGAUUAUUCAAACCCAACAGUCACCUAAUCUUAUUUCAAAACAAAAUUUUAGCCACGUUUAAUAUUGAGUGAGGUUGAGGAAACAGUUUUAAAAACUACUGUUUAAAAACAGCAAUACUUUUACAAACGUAGUAUAUCACACAAUGGCCGAUGCUAGCGCAGAAUGCAACAUUAAGGUACUGUGUCGUUUUCGUCCCUUGAAUCAAUCCGAAAUUAUCCGCGGAGACAAAUUUCUCCCCAUAUUUCAGGGAGACGACACUGUCAUCAUCGGGGGCAAGUCAUUUGUAUUUGACAGGGUCUUUCCUACUAACACUACACAAGAGCAGGUCUACAACAGCUGUGCCAAACAGAUUGUCAAAGAUGUGCUGGAUGGAUACAAUGGAACCAUCUUUGCAUACGGACAAACGUCCUCGGGCAAAACUCACACCAUGGAGGGCAAGCUCCAUGAUCCCAAUGGCAUGGGCAUUAUUCCAAGAAUCGCUGAUGACAUUUUCCACCAUAUCUUUGCCAUGGAUGAAAAUCUAGAGUUUCACAUCAAGGUUUCCUACUUUGAAAUCUACAUGGAUAAAAUUCGAGACCUGCUUGAUGUGAGUAAGACCAAUCUGUCAGUACAUGAAGAUAAGAACAGAGUCCCAUAUGUAAAGGGCUGCACAGAACGCUUUGUGUCCAGUCCUGAGGAAGUGAUGGAUGUGAUUGACGAAGGAAAAUCUAACCGCCAUGUGGCUGUUACCAACAUGAACGAGCACAGCUCCAGGAGUCACAGCAUCUUCCUCAUUAACAUCAAACAAGAGCACGUGGAAACGGAGCAGAAACUGAGCGGCAAGCUCUAUCUGGUGGACCUGGCCGGGAGUGAGAAGGUGAGUAAGACAGGGGCGGAAGGGUCUGUCCUGGAUGAAGCCAAAAACAUCAACAAGUCUCUGUCUGCACUGGGAAACGUGAUUUCGGCUCUGGCAGAGGGCACGAAGACCCAUGUACCGUACCGGGAUAGCAAGAUGACACGGAUCCUGCAGGACUCUCUGGGAGGGAACUGCAGGACCACCAUGUUCAUCUGCUGCUCGCCAUCUUCCUUCAACGAGGCCGAGACCAAAUCCACACUCAUGUUUGGACAACGUGCUAAGACCAUAAGGAACACUGCCUCGGUGAAUCUGGAGCUAACGGCGGACCAGUGGAGGAGGAAGUACGAGAAGGAGAAGGAUAAGAACAAGACUUUGAAGGAAAGCAUCCAGAAACUGGAGGCGGAGCUUAACCGCUGGCGUAACGGUGAGGCGGUCCCUGAGCUGGAGCGGGGUGGUGUGUGUGGUGUGGAGUGUGAGCUUCCAGAGGACACCACUAUAGAUGACAGCAGCUCCUUCCCUGUCCGAGCCACGGAGGAGGAAGUACAAAAACUCUACAAACAGCUUGAUGACAAGGAUGAUGAGAUUAACCUGCAGAGUCAGCUGGUGGAAAAACUGAAGAAACAGAUGCUGGAUCAGGAGGAGUUGCUGGCAUUGUCGCACACAGACAGCGAUCGAGUGCAGUGUGAGCUAGGCCGCUUGCAGGCCGAGAGCGAGAGCGCUAAGGCUGAGGUGAAGGAGGUCUUGCAGGCACUGGAGGAGCUGGCUCUUAGCUAUGAUCAGAAGAGUCAGGAGGUCCUGGACAAGGGUCUGCAGAACAAGCUACUCAGCGAGGAGCUUACCCAGAAAAUGACGGAUCUGAUGUGCUUGGAGAGGGAGUUCUCUCGGCUGCAGGAAGUGAGUGGUCAGCAGAGGAAACGCAUCACAGAGGUUCUGAACACCCUUCUCAAAGACCUGAAUGACUUUAGCAUUAUCCUGGGCAGUGGUGACAUCAGACUGCCACGUGAGCUCUCUGGUAUAUUGGAGGAGGAGUAUGCCGUGAUGUGUGUGUACGUCAGUAAGGUGAAGUCUGAGCUGAAGUCACUCGUGAAACGCUGCAGGCACCUGGAGAGCCUGCAGAGUGACAGCCACCGCAAAAUGGAGGAGACUGGGAGGGAGCUGUCGUCCUGUCAGCUGCUCAUUUCACAGCAUGAGGCGAAGAUCCGCUCUCUAAGUGAGUAUAUGCAGAAUAUGGAGCUUAAAAAGAGACAACUGGAGGAGACCUGUGACUGUCUGAGUGAAGAGCUUUCCAGACUACAAAACACAGAGAGCCUUCAAGACGACCAGCAAAACAUUGUGGAGUCUGGUGAUCAUAAGUCUAGAGAUAAUCAUCGAGACUCGCAGCACAAACAGCUUGGACGCCUGCGCGAUGACAUCAACCACAAACAGAAGAUUAUCGACGAGCUCACUGAUGAAAAUCAGAGGAUGAUGUUGGCGCUGGAGCAACUGCGUGUUGAGUUCACUGGCUUAAAAAGCCAAGAGAUCGAGAAGAGUGCCCAGUUAGAGGAGCUCAGAUAUCUUAAUGAACGCCAUGAGCAGGCCAAGCAGGACAUGAAAGGGCUGGAGGAGACUGUUGUGAGUUUUUUUUCCUUAUGUAAUCUAGGACUGGAAUAUAAAUCAUGGAAUACUAAUGAAACUUGCUGUGACAUUUGUGGAAACGUAUUUGGCUCCCUCUUUGUUACCAAGGCCCGGGAGCUCCAGACCUUGCACAACCUGAGGAAGCUUUUUGUUCAAGACCUUACAACUCGAGUUAAACGAAGCUCAGAAAUGGAACUGGAUGAUACUGGAGGGCCUUCCACCCAGAAGCAGAAAAUUUCCUUUCUUGAGAACAACUUGGACCAGCUUACAAAAGUACACAAACAGCUCGUUCGUGACAAUGCGGAUCUGCGCUGUGAGCUUCCUAAACUGGAAAAGCGUCUGCGCUCUACGGCUGAGCGAGUUAGGGCAUUGGAGGCUGCACUGAAGGAGGCCAAAGAGGGAGCUUUGCAGGAUCGGUGCCGCUACCAGCAGGAAGUAGAACGCAUUAAAGAGGCCAUGAGGGCCAGGAACCCAUUCCGUCGCCAUCAUGCUGCGCUCAUUGCUAAACCAGUCCGGCCAGGACACUACUCAGCCUGCUCACCAGUGAGUCACAUGUUCAUGCGCAGUACUUGUCCACCGAUCACGUUUAGCAAUGCACUCUUCAAGAGUACUGUGCAACCACGGAUUCCACCCACUGUGUCAACCCACAUUAAGACUGUCUCAAACCAUAUGGACAAAGCUUCAGAGGACAUGCACAGCACAGAGAAUGCUGUAGAGUUCCUGAAUUCUACUCACAAGCUCAACAUAGUCAAUGGAAAUGCCAAAGACAUCAAUGACAACAGUUUGCCACCUAGUGGCUUCUCUGCAUGCAGCAGUGAUGGGCACUGCAACACCUCAUCUGACCAGCUCAAACACCAACCAGAGCAGCAGCAGGAGCUCCUUAUGAAACAGGAGCCUGCAGCCAGCUAAUCACCCGCAGAAGAUGAUGCAUUGUAAAUCAUGUUCUUUGUAUGUGCAUGCUGCCUGCAAGAAGUCUUCGAUGAUACUACCUGCCUACCAUCUAUUAACUCUCAUCACCCAUUAUCGCCUUUUACAUUGCAAUAUAAUGCGAUAUUAAUGAAUCAGCUUGGGUAAACAGCAGUGCUCACAGACACUGGUAGCAUGUCUUCUAGUCUCUCAUUAUUGAAUUGGCAUGUACGCUGGUAUUGGUAUUUAAACUGAAAGGGGCUAGUUUUAAAGUCAGUGCCACAACCAACAGGGGCUGUUGUUUCGAGUCUCAGCAUUAGAGGUCUACCUUGAUGAUGUUUAUAUCUUUUUUCUGUUUAACAUGACCAUUUCAGAUGAAGUGAAGUCGGGUCUUCACCCACACCACACACCCAAGAUCCUACAUAGCACAUUUUGAAGAAAUACCUUUCAUACAUCUCAUAAAUAAGUGGAAUGUUAUAAACAACCAAAAAAAAAAAAUCAUAGAAGGUUCUGUAGGUCACUGGAUUAUUUGUGGGUAGAAUAUUCAUGUAAUGUGUGAAAUAAAACAUUAGUGUGUUGUCAUUCUAAAACGUACUAAUGUGAAGUUAUAAAAAAAAAUAUUUUUAUACUUAGAGUUGAAAGACUGAUUCAUGUUCAGAUAUAUAUUUGGUGUGCAUAAAUUUAUAUAAGUUAUUUAUUCUGUUAUUCAAAGAUUAUUGUUAUAAACAACAGAUUUUAUUAUAGAAGCAACAAAUGAAGCAUAUUGACCAGGUGAAUAAAGAGGCAUAAUAUAAAGAGGCAUUGUGUGCAUAAUAAUAAAAUAUGAUGAAUACAUGCAGAUUAGAUUAUAAUAUUUACCUGUAAUUAGGGCAGUUCACUUCAACAUGGCUCAAGAUUUACUUGUUAUUAUUGGGGAAAAGUUAAAUAUGUCUCUCAUGAACAUACACUCACACAAGCACUGAUGAACAAUCAUUUCACUCAGUAUAGACCAGCUCUCAGAUCUGUCCUUCUGAGUGUUUCUGUGGCCUUGGCCAAUAUCUCCCUUCAUAUCCUAAUUAGCCACUUAGGAUGAGAGAUUCAGGCAGGCCUCAUCAUCAUAGAAUAGCAUCCCCGAACCCGAAAUACAGGACACAGUGAGCUAAAAUAUGGCAGUGAUGAAAAUGCAGGCCAGUGCAUUAAAACUCUGACUUUUAUGUGGAAAACAAAAAGUAUUUGUAUAUAAUAUGUUGAUUCGCUACUGAGGAUGUCAUUUGGCUUGCCACCCCACGAAACCCUUUUCCAAGGCUAUUUACUGAUUUUGCAAUAUGCCCACACGCUUUUAGUGGAAGACUAGGUUCUGCAUGAAGUAAACUGAUAUUUGGCUCAAUGAAUAGCCUUGAAAAACAUGAUGUAAUAUAUUGAAUUAUUGACAUGAGUCCAUAAUGCAUAUGUAUAGGCCACAUAGUUUUUAGUUUUUGUUUUUUGCUUUUUUUUGUUUUUGUUUUUGCUGUCCUUUUGUGACUAAAGUGUAGUGCAUGCUACACAACCUGCCUCUAUAACAAAUGAGAAGAUGCCAUUCAGGAAAGUGUGAAUAAAAGAAUCCUGUGAAUAA
Messenger RNA from Electrophorus electricus (electric eel), 5174 nucleotides. The record is from RefSeq and is a predicted model, not a curated record. Lineage: Eukaryota; Metazoa; Chordata; Actinopteri; Gymnotiformes; Gymnotidae.